This is a messenger RNA of Anarrhichthys ocellatus (wolf-eel), 5374 nucleotides long. RefSeq names its product Janus kinase 2b (gene jak2b). Gene Ontology annotation, biological process: cytokine-mediated signaling pathway; cell surface receptor signaling pathway via JAK-STAT; growth hormone receptor signaling pathway via JAK-STAT. The record is from RefSeq and is a predicted model, not a curated record. The transcript has 24 exons. Gene Ontology annotation, molecular function: non-membrane spanning protein tyrosine kinase activity; growth hormone receptor binding; ATP binding. Gene Ontology annotation, cellular component: cytoskeleton; membrane; cytosol. The coding region runs from base 544 to 3912 and encodes 1122 amino acids. Lineage: Eukaryota; Metazoa; Chordata; Actinopteri; Perciformes; Anarhichadidae.
CUGACAAACUAGCUACCUUCAGAGAGUUAAAGCCAUUCAGUUGAUAAGAUGUCAACAAUGUAACUCUCGUUGUACAGCUGUAAGCCACAGAUAUUCUGGCACACACACAAAAAAAAAAUGAUCACUGCCUGCAGAUGAAUUGCGUGUCAUUGGACCAGUUUAUGGCCGCGAGCAAGGACGCGGUUUUUAGCUUAAGCAUUAGCUUUAAGUUAGAAGAUUGACAAGAUAGACGGCUAAAGUUCCUCCCCCGGGAGUGAAUGGGCUGACCACGGGUAUAGUUUAUGUAACGUUUGCAGGUUAACCAGCUGAGGGCGACGAGGAAAUAAGACUGACUACAAAUGGAUUCAUGCCAUAAAAUCAUUUGUUUAUUUCGGGCUGUAGUCUGUGAAGAGAUUUUUAAGAAGUGAAGCAGAAGUGUGUCUCGUUAGCUGUCAAACUCUCGCCCCCGUCCUGGCUGCAGCGCUGGCCUAGGAAGCUAGCAGCAAGCUAGCUAUAGCUAGCUGCACGCCUAGCUGGCUCAUCUUCCAAAGUUUCGUGUUGUUGAUGGCCUCCCUGCCAGCCAUGGACGCUGUGACUGACACGUGCCCUGCGGUGCACCAAAAUGGGAUUGCCCAUCGGGAAUCUCAAAACACAAGGCCAGCUGCUGCUGCUGCUGUUCUGAAGCUUCAUUUCUACCACAGCAGCCAAGGAACGGCCAACCGCAGCUUCCUCAGCUACCCACCGGGGGACUAUGUGGCCGAGGAGCUGUGUAUGGAUGCGGCCACGGCAUGCAGUAUUUCACCACUGUACUGCAACCUUUUUGGUCUCUUCCGAGAUCGAGACAGCUUGUGGUUUUCACCCAACCACAUCUUUCAGCUUGACGAACUGGCCUCUGAAGAUGUGUUUUUCAGAAUAAGGUACUACUUCCCUGGCUGGUACAGCGGUGGGGCAUCCAGAGCAUAUCGAUAUGGGGUUUCCAAAGGGUCCGAAAGCCCCGUCCUUGAUGACUUUGUAAUGUCAUACCUCUUCUCUCAGUGGAGGAAUGACUUUGUCAAUGGCUUAGUGAAGAUCCCCAACUCCCAUGAAACUCAGGAAGAGUGCCUUGGUAUGGCUGUACUCGAUAUGACAAGAACAGCCAAGGAGAGACAGAUGUCCCCGCUGGACGUCUACCGCACAAUAAGCUACAAGUCCUUCUUGCCAAAGGAUAUGAGCGCUCAGAUUCAGGACUGCAACUUCUUGACACGCAAGCGAAUCCGAUUCCGCUUCAAGCGCUUCAUCCAGCAGUUCAGUCAGUGUCGGACCACAGCCCGCGAUCUCAAGCUCAAGUACCUCAUCAGCAUUGAGUCCCUGGAGAAGUCCUUCUAUACAGAGACCUUCCAGGUCAGGGAACCAUCCAAUGGACAGCUCAUCAUCCUGGUGGCAGCGGACAGUGGCAUCCAGUGGUGUCGAGAGGAACUGAAAGAUUCUCACCAGGAGAUGAAGACCCUGUGUGACUUCCCUGAUGUCACUGACAUCAGCAUCAAACAGGCCAGCAAGGAGGGUGCCGUAGAGAGUCGGGUGGUCACCAUCAACAAACAAGAUGGCAAGAAUCUGGAGCUGGAGUUCCUCAGCCUGUCUGAAGCCCUCUCCUUUGUGUCCCUCAUUGAUGGCUACUAUCGGCUUACUACAGACGCACAUCACUACCUUUGUAAAGAAGUGGCUCCUCCCAGACUUGUGGAGGCCAUCGCUUCCCAUUGCCAUGGCCCCAUCUCAAUGGAAAUUGCCGUCAAUCGGCUUCAGAGGUGUGGAAACAAACAAGGAUUGUACAUCUUGAGAUGUAGCCCUAAAGAGUUCAACAAGUAUUGUCUGACUUUCCCGGUCGAGGUGUAUGAUGCUGUAGAUUACAAGCACUGCCAGAUAACCAGGUCUGUCAGUGGGGAGUUUAACCUCAGUGGAACCAAAAGAAACUUCAACAGCUUGCAGGAGCUUCUCAGCUGCUACCAAAAGGAAACCGUGCGCUCCGACAGCUUCAUUUUCCAAUUCAGCAAGUGCUGUCCACCUAAAUCCAAAGAAAAGUCCUGCCUCCUUGUGUGCAGGAGCAACAAGGGCUCCGAAGUGCCUCUCUCUCCGUCUCUACAGCGACACAACAUCAAUCAGAUGGUGUUUCACAAGAUCAGGAAAGAAGAUCUGGAAUUUAUGGAGAGUCUAGGCCAAGGGACAUUUACCAAGAUCUUUAAAGGGGUCCGCAAGGAGCUGGGAGAUUAUGGACUCGUGCACCAAACAGAAGUUGUCAUGAAAGUCCUGGACCAAGCCCACAGGAACUACUCUGAGUCUUUCUUUGAAGCUGCCAGCAUGAUGAGCCAGUUGUCCCAUAAGCACCUGAUACUUAACUAUGGUGUGUGUGUCUGCGGAGAGGAAAAUAUCAUGGUGCAGGAGUUUGUGAAGUUUGGUUCACUGGACACCUACCUGAAGAAGAAGAAGAACUUGAUAAACAUCCUAUGGAAGCUGGAGGUGGCUAAGCAGCUGGCCUGGGCCAUGAACUUCCUGGAAGAAAAGCAGCUUGUCCACGGGAAUGUAUGUGCUAAAAACAUUCUCCUGAUCAGAGAAGAAGACCGGCGGGCUGGGAACCCCCCCUUCAUCAAACUGAGUGACCCUGGCAUCGGCAUCACUGUCCUUCCCAAAGAAAUCCUGAUUGAGAGGAUCCCUUGGAUUUCCCCCGAGUGUGUCGAGGACCCUGCCAGCCUGAGCCUGGCUGCAGACAAGUGGAGCUUUGGCACCACACUGUGGGAGAUCUGCAGUGGUGGGGAGAAACCUUUAGCACCACUGGACAUCUCUAAGAAAACCCUGUUCUAUGAGGACCACCACCAGCUUCCUGCACCAAAGUGGACCGAACUGGCGAAUCUGAUUACCAGCUGCAUGGACUACGAACCUUCAUUCAGGCCCACAUUUCGUGCCGUCAUCCGUGACCUCCACAGCCUCUUCACACCAGACUAUGAGUUGAUCGUGGACAGUGACAUCCUGCCGAACAGAACCGUAGUCUCGGGCUGGUCCAAUGGGGUCUUUGAGAGUCAGGAGCCGGCUCAGUUUGAAGAGCGACACCUCAUAUUCUUACAGCAGCUGGGCAAGGGAAACUUUGGCAGCGUGGAGAUGUGUCGAUAUGACCCGCUCCAGGACAACACUGGAGAGGUCGUGGCUGUGAAGAAACUCCAGCACAGCACUGCAGAGCACAUACGAGACUUUGAGCGAGAGAUUGAGAUCCUGAAAUCUCUACAGCAUGAGAACAUCGUCAAGUACAAAGGCGUUUGCUACAGUGCAGGACGACGGAAUCUCCGUCUCGUCAUGGAAUAUCUGCCCUUUGGAAGUUUGCGAGAUUAUCUCAUGAAAAACAAGGAGAGGAUCGACCACAAGAAGCUUGUGCAUUACACUUCACAGAUCUGCAAGGGUAUGGAGUACCUGGCAAGUAAGCGGUAUAUCCACAGAGACCUGGCGACACGAAAUAUCCUUGUGGAGAGUGAGCUGAGGGUAAAGAUCGGAGAUUUCGGCCUCUCCAAAAUUCUGCCUCAGGACAAAGAGUACUACAUGGUCAAAGAGCCGGGAGAGAGUCCCAUAUUUUGGUAUGCCCCUGAGUCGCUGACUGAGAGCAAGUUCUCUGUGGCAUCAGACGUCUGGAGCCUUGGAGUGGUGCUUUACGAGCUCUUCACCCACAGCGACAAGAACUCCAGCCCUCCUGCAGUUUUUAUGUCCAUGAUGGGGAACGACAAGCAGGGACAGUUGAUCGUCUAUCACCUCAUUGAGCUCCUCAAGUCAGGCAGCAGGCUGCCUCAACCUCUGGAGUGUCCCACGGAGAUAAAUGAGAUCAUGGAGGAGUGCUGGGACAACGACCCCGGCUUGCGUCCGUCUUUCAAGGAGCUUGCCCUGCGCAUAGACCUGUUCAGGGACAGUAAGGAGUUUUAGACAGAGAAAUCACCCAAAGUGCCCUGCUCCUCUUCAACCGAGCCUCUCCUAAAAUUGCCGCCCUGUUAGUGACAAGGGGACAAAGGCCAAAACAAGAUGAGUGCCAAGCGUGUGGCAAAAGCGGGUCGUGACUGGAAGAGUGGUGAUUCAAAACUAGGACCAGCUCAAAAACUACUGCCAAGGUGCCUUUUAAGCAAGGCACUCAACCCCCCAUUUCUAUGGUGGAGUGGCUCAGUGGCAGCAGAAUGGGAAUGGAUCAACUGUUGAAGGUGAUGUUGGUUUGGUCAGAGAUCCUGGAUAAAGUUUUAAAGAGUUCAAGAGUUUGUGGAGACUAAGUAGAUAAUUGCCAGGCCUAAAGCUAGAGAUGCUUGUGUCAAACAAGUUCUCUUUCUGUGUGCGUGUGUGUGUGUGUGUGUGUGUGUGUGUGUGUGUGCACGAGAGAGUGUUGUAUCCUUAUAAACAGCUAGCAGGGCUAGCUCUCGCCAUCCUCUUUUCCCCUCACCUGAAGAGAAAUUGUCUAAUAGAGCCAAGUGUUUUCUAUGUGUGUGUGUAUAUACCCACAGUAUAUUGGUGUACAUAUGUCCAGAAAAAUUUUGUAAUUUUAUAAAAUGAAAAUAUAGUAAAGUACUACGUAUAUUUGAACUACGAGCAAAAUGUCAGUAUAAAUGAAGUAUAUACAAAGGUGAAAAAUCUGUUAUGGUUUUAUGUUUUUAUUGUGAGAGGUGGUGUGAAAAUUAAAGAACAGUUUAAUUCAAUUGAUCUGUUAAGCAAAAUCUUGUGGUCUUUGAAAGUCCUCAUUAUUUCCACACUAUAAAUGAAAUGUGCUUUUCAAACAGCACAUUUGUAAACAGCUGAGACGCUAAAAAUUUUGUUUUGAAAUUGACAUUUAAGGGGAAACGACACUGAUCACAAAGAACACAAUAUUCUGAAUUUGCCCUAAUUAGAAGAAUCUCAAUGCACAUUAAAAUCUGAAGCAUAUCCGACUGUUGCAUUUUGCUAAUUGAGACAAGACGGGGUAGUAGGCUGGGUUUUAAAAAAAUCAUGAAUGUGUCUUUCAAGAAAGGAAGUUGAUCAUAAAGAUCCAGAUUCAACACAUAUAAACGUUUAGGCUGUCAGUAUUCAGAAUGUUGUCCAGAAAGUUGACCUACUUAAAAGGGAGUAAACACAAACCUAAGGCAUGUGUCAAAGUAUUCGAUUUAUUUAUUUCAGGUGAUACAGAUUCCACUUAGCACUAUAGUGCAGGGGAAAACAUUUGAACCUUUUCAAUCCAUGCCGGCACUGACGAUAUGUACUAACUGCAGCUCAUUAUGUAACUGCAGUAAUGGAGACCGUGGGUUUAAGGGGGCACAAGGAGGGGUUUCCACCAAAUGUCUUAAUGUCACUUUUAAAAUGCAACUUAAAUGUUCCCGAGGAGCAAUUUGGUUUGCAGACAGUUGAGUAGUCGAAAAUCGAAAUAAUACAG